GAUAAAUAAACCCAUUUAUUGCUUCAAAUGUGGUCAAUUGGCAUAUAAAUUAUUUCUUACAAUAUGCCUCCCUUCGUUACUGUGCUCAAAACAUUUUUUUCCUAUACAAAGGAUCACUUUUUGGAGUGGGUGGAGUAUUUCCUUGAAACAAUAGUAGAAAAGAUAUGUUGGAACUUGACAGGGUCGAGAAAGAACAUAGUAUCACCAGAAAACGAAAAUAGAACGGUGUCUUGGUGUUGAUAAAAAAACAAACAAGUCUUACUUUCACUCACUGAAUUUUCAGGAGGUAUUAUGCCGAAUAAUACAACGCCAAAGAAAGACAUGAUAUAUAAAAAAAUACUUGAAGUGUAGCCAGAAACACCAAAAAAGCAAAUACUCGCCGUCAGAUUUUUCAGUAAAGUAUUUAAUGUCCAUAUUACUUUACUUCAUCUUGUUCUUAUAGGUAAUUUUAUAUAUUUUGAAGAAUUGAUUUAUUAUAGAAACAAGUACAUUCGUUCACAAAAUGCUAAGAUCGAGCGCCCAAUUACUCCCCAAAGUCUCCCUGCUUUUAUCCGGGAAGUUUCAAAUCUUAUCAGAUGGAGAGAUGCAAUUGUGGCACAUUUAUUGCAGUUUUGAAUAAAAUAU
Molecule: messenger RNA, 624 nt
Organism: Gilbertella persicaria
Lineage: Eukaryota; Fungi; Mucoromycota; Mucoromycetes; Mucorales; Choanephoraceae
Exons: 2
Coding region: 64-240 (58 amino acids)
Source: RefSeq, a predicted model, not a curated record